Pomacea canaliculata is the source of this 450-nucleotide messenger RNA. RefSeq lists its product as uncharacterized. The record is from RefSeq and is a predicted model, not a curated record. Lineage: Eukaryota; Metazoa; Mollusca; Gastropoda; Architaenioglossa; Ampullariidae. The coding region runs from base 16 to 360 and encodes 114 amino acids. The transcript has 4 exons.
AAAGCGAUCUGGAUUAUGACAUGGGGUAAUGAAAACGCCACUCACCCAAGCUUCAUCAUGAAGAUCGUUCUGUGUCUCCUUCUUGUGGCAGUGGUCUACGCUGAUCAAGAAAAGCGUUUGUUCUUGGAGGAGUUUGAUGUAUUAGGCUUGUUCGACACCAAAACCAUUGAGACCACCGUGUGCGGCAUCACAUCAAGAAUCGGAGGAGACGACACGGAGACGCAAUGUGAGGGAGUGUGUCACAGUGUGCUGCAGGGGGAAACCGUCGCCGAAAACUUCCUCCACAGCGGCUGCCCCUUAGUCUGCAGAUCUUUGCAGUAUCUGGUCCAUAUGUUCCCAUGUAGCACUCCUGCUGCUUAGUAAUCAGGUCACGUGGUGUCUGAGGACUUUCAGUUGGGCUUUUCAGCGGUUUACUUGUAUAAUAGACAAUAAAACUUGAUUGCAAAUUCU